GACGGAUUUACAAAGAAAAACAUUUUAGAGUGAAGGAAAAAAAAAAAAGAGUGAGAGAAAAAAAAAAGAUAAGAGUUCUAUGGAUACACAAAGGUUGCCGAAGAAAGAAGAAGAAGAUCUUCUACCUUCUUUAACCUUCGAGUCUGUUAAUGCUCUCUCUCAAGACCAUUCUAUAGAUGAUUUCGACAGCAUAUUCGACAUCACCAUUGACAGUUUAAGCUGCUCUCACGAACUCAAAUGGGAUUUUUGGGGAGAAGACGAAGAUGAAGAUAUAGGUGAAGAAGAAAAAAGUUUGAGUACUGAUCAAGAAGGCUCAAGUUUCAGGUUUUGGGACAAUAAGCCUACGGAUUAUGAAGACAAAGAGUUGGGUCUGAAGCUGAAUCUGAACCAUCAAGAAGUUAUCGAUGCUUGGUCUGAUCACCAGAAACCUCUGUGGACAGAUACUUCAUCUCCAGCCAAUUCCUUUUAUAGGGGAGAAGUUCCAGUGAUAGAGGAAGAGAGAAACAUGAAAAGAGAAGCAAGUGUGUUAAGAUACAAAGAGAAAAGACAGAGUAGACUCUUCUCUAAGAAGAUAAGGUAUCAAGUCCGAAAACUCAACGCUGAUAAACGACCUCGUUUUAAGGUCUCUUUCUUAUUCUUUCUUCCUCCUACACUCUUUCAUUUCAAGUCUUAACCUGUUAACCAUAACUCAUUUUAAGUAUACAGUAUUUAUUUAGUUUUCAGUCAUGCUCUAACUAAUUUUGUGCUAGGGAAGCCUAACUUAAUAUUUUUUGUUCUGACGAAAUUUCCCUGGAAAUCUUUUGAAU
Messenger RNA from Camelina sativa (false flax), 806 nucleotides. The record is from RefSeq and is a predicted model, not a curated record. Lineage: Eukaryota; Viridiplantae; Streptophyta; Magnoliopsida; Brassicales; Brassicaceae.